UUAACGGAAAAUUCACUCCAGAGUCUAAUUUGGCUAAUAGAUCUUGUGCCAAAUAUUUUUGGAUAUUCAGAAGCUUUACUAUUACAAAUCUCAAGAUUUAGAAGAGUUUUUUACAAGAUCAAAGUAUUGUUUGACAGUUUGGAACCAAUAACAAAGAGCCCUAAUAAAGAAAUUUGUAAGAUACUCCUCAUUGCUCAGCUAAUCGGGGCAGUCGCAGUAACAGUUUGUUAUGAUUCUACUUUUUUAUUCUUAUUCGGAUAUACCGCGGCAAUGUUUGGAAUUCUUAAAGAAGAGAUAAUGUCUUUAGAAGUUAAAAAGGAUAUAGAGCAACAGGUCACUGGAACUGUUAAAGAACGCCUCAAGAAUAUAUUCAUUCGUCACACUUUAAUCUUACAUACUGUUGAGAAUAUACAAGACAUAUACAAUUUUAGUAUCGGUUUAAGUUUUGUAGAGGGCGCUAUUACAAUGUGUUUAUUUUUCAUUGUACCAUUGCGUGUUAGUUUAAAUUUCAUUCCACUUCUAACACAUAACUUUUUGACAUUUUUCUUAUAUUGUUACCAAGGACAGAAGAUAACUACAGCUGCCGAAAGAUUCGAAAUGUCAGUAUAUUGUUGCGGAUGGGAGAAUUUUGAUAUCAAAGAACAGAAAUUGAUACUUACCAUGUUGAGACAAUCUCAGAAACCAGUGAUAAUAAAUGCAGCAUCUGUUAUACCGAUUUGUAUCUAUACUUUUGCUUGUACUAUGCAAGGGAUUUAUAAAUUCGGUGCUGCGUUCAAAAGUUAA
Molecule: messenger RNA, 783 nt
Organism: Papilio polytes (common Mormon)
Lineage: Eukaryota; Metazoa; Arthropoda; Insecta; Lepidoptera; Papilionidae
Product: odorant receptor 67d-like
Exons: 3
Biological process (GO): sensory perception of smell; detection of chemical stimulus involved in sensory perception of smell
Cellular component (GO): plasma membrane
Molecular function (GO): odorant binding; olfactory receptor activity
Source: RefSeq, a predicted model, not a curated record